Messenger RNA from Aphanomyces astaci, 601 nucleotides. RefSeq lists its product as hypothetical. Bases 55 to 480 code for a protein of 141 amino acids. NCBI's taxonomy places the organism in Eukaryota, Oomycota, Saprolegniomycetes, Saprolegniales, Verrucalvaceae. The transcript has a single exon. The record is from RefSeq and is a predicted model, not a curated record.
AUUUUGACAAGUCUAGGGAACCUUCAUUCUUUCACAAACGACUGCCUCUGAACGAUGCAUGUUACCACCGCACUUGUCCUCGCGCUCGCGACCUUUAGCCACACUGUGACCUGUACUGAACGCGGAAAUCCCAAACUGUCGCCCGAGCUUCAACUCGCGUUCGAAACCAUUUCAUACGUGGACAUCGUUGUCGACAUGGAAGCUCCGACUGAGCAGGUCGAGGCCAUUCCUGGGGAAGCAACGCAAUCGUUUGUGCACAAGUUGCAAGCAUUCACCGAAGCUCAACAAAAGCCAGUGAAAGACCUCCUCGCGUUGCAUCGGACCCUGUUCCGCGGAACACCCACGUUUUUCUGGAUCACAAAUUCCAUCGCCAUCCCCCAAGCGUCGCCAGACUUGGUGUCGGAACUCGCAGUCGUCGACGGCGUAAAGACCAUCCGCGUCCCAGACACCGCGCACAUCGAAGGGGGUGGCAUUGAUUAAAAAGGUCGUCUCAUGUUGUACUGUACUGUGACGAUCUGUAUCAAUAUAUAUGGCAUGCAUAUUGCCAUGGUAACGUUAUAUGCGGUAGUUCGACGACUUCCCCAUACUAGUGACGUUUGGC